AUUUAAAUUGCACAUCUUCAAUCCAUUCUAGCAAAACUUUAACACAACACUUCUCAAUACAUCUCAACUUCAUGGAGCUCUCUAAGAUUUUAUUUUCGUUUUUUGCACUUCAAUUCUUACUUUUUCUAUCACCAAUUUAUGCAGCACCUGUAAAUUCCAAUAUUUUCAGGGAAUACAUUGGAGCAGAGUUCAAUAAUGUCAAGUUUAGUGAUGUCCCUAUUCACUCUGACGUCGAAUUUCACUUCAUUCUUUCCUUUGCCAUUGACUACACAACAUCUUCUUCUUCUCCAUCUCCCACGAACGGUCAAUUCAACAUCUUCUGGGAUACAGAUAACCUUACCCCUUCAGCUGUUUCGGCGAUUAAAGACCAACAUUCUAAUGUUAAAGUGGCAUUGAGCUUAGGAGGGGACAGUGUUGGAGGAAGCAGCGCCUAUUUCAAUCCUUCUUCAGUUGAUUCUUGGGUUUCGAAUGCUGUCUCUUCUCUUACAGAUAUCAUUAAACAAUACAAUUUGGAUGGAAUCGAUAUCGACUAUGAACAUUUCCAAGCUGACCCUGACACCUUUGCAGAAUGCAUAGGCAAGCUAAUUAAAACUCUGAAAAACAAGAGAGUUAUUUCAUUUGCUUCCAUAGCUCCGUUUGAUGAUGAUGAGGUUCAGAGUCAUUACAAGUCGCUAUGGAAAAGCUACGGUCACCUUAUAGACUAUGUUAACUUUCAAUUUUACGCGUAUGAUGAGGGAACCAGUGUGUCUCAAUUCAUGGACUAUUUUUCUACUCAAAGAUCUAAUUAUGAAGGGGGGAGGAUCUUGGCUAGCUUCAGCACGGAUGGGAGUGGUGGCUUAUCUCCGGAAAACGGAUUUUUCACUGCCUGUAGUAAGCUUAAAAGUAAAGGAGAGUUGUCUGGAAUAUUUGUGUGGAGUGCUGAUGAUUCAAAAUCAAAUGGUUUCAAGUAUGAGAAGCAAUCACAAGCAUUACUAGCCAUACCCCACUAGUGCUUUCAAUUUUCAUAUCCUAUACAAUAUUGUACUAUGUCACACCCUCUUUG
This is a messenger RNA of Solanum dulcamara, 1042 nucleotides long. RefSeq names its product chitinase 2-like. The record is from RefSeq and is a predicted model, not a curated record. Bases 72 to 989 code for a protein of 305 amino acids. Lineage: Eukaryota; Viridiplantae; Streptophyta; Magnoliopsida; Solanales; Solanaceae. Gene Ontology annotation, biological process: carbohydrate metabolic process. Gene Ontology annotation, molecular function: hydrolase activity, hydrolyzing O-glycosyl compounds. The transcript has a single exon.